UUUUUUUUUUCGCUCUCUCUCUCUCUCUCUCGUGCAUCCUACCCCCCUUCCUCACUCCUCUCUUCAUAUAUCCCCCCUACCGUUCGUUUCUCCCUAUAAUACAUUACUUUUACAAUUGAAUCGAUCAGUAAACAAACCAUGGGCUUGGGAAUGGACAAGUGCUGCUGCUUCAUUCCACUUCGUCUGGGAACCUUUCUCAUUGCUCUCUGGUUCUUUGUGGUGUACCUGUUAGAUGCGGUUACUGGAUUCUUGGGCAGUAAUGCUGUCACUAUCUAUUCAGGACAAUCAGCAAAAGCAUGGUACUAUAUAGGGUUGCUACUGACGGUCAUUAUUUGCGUUGGUGGUUUCUUUGGUAUUAUUGGGUCGCUCUUUGCCUCACGCAAGUUUGCAAAAGCGUUCAGCAUCAUUGCAUGGAUUAGCUGCGCUCUUUCAAUCAUCAAAUACCUUAUCUCGCUUAUUCUGAUGGUCGUCUAUCGGGACACAAUGAUUCAAUCCUGCAAGCGAUCCGGCUUUGUUGGAUUUGACAACACGCAAGUGCCGCUCUCGCCGGCGGCCUUGUCGGACAGCAGCUACUAUGCACCCGUACGAUAUCCAGGCACGCUCAAUGCCAACGCCACGUCACAAGAAGAUUGUGAAGCAACGAUCAAGACGUUCUUGAUUGCAUAUGGUGUCGUUAUUUUCGUUGUUGAAGUUAUUCAGAUUUACUUUGCCAAGGUUGUCACCAACUAUUCAUCUCGCCUUCGCAACGGCGCGCGACACCAUAGACUUCACGAUCAACAAAUCAAGGAUUUCGAGGAAUCCAGAUACCACAUGUCGACGGUCUAUUAAUAAGCUUCUGGCAAGUUUUCUUCGACACUUCUAUUAACUCCCUCAGCACACUUCAAUUCCUUCAUCGCUUUUUAUCCCUCUUCUGUAAAUCAUCAUGUCUUAUCCUCUGCUCUCUUAAAAUAAAAGAACACGUUACUAUA
Messenger RNA from Zychaea mexicana, 968 nucleotides. RefSeq lists its product as uncharacterized. Lineage: Eukaryota; Fungi; Mucoromycota; Mucoromycetes; Mucorales; Lichtheimiaceae. The record is from RefSeq and is a predicted model, not a curated record. Bases 139 to 828 code for a protein of 229 amino acids. The transcript is spliced from 5 exons.